GUUUUGUUCCCCAUUUUGGCGACGUUCAUUUAUUUCCGCUUCUGCAGCUCGUCUCUUAAUACGAUCAGCUAGGCUGAAAUCCUCACGGAUAUAUAUUCCGGAUCCUAUCAGUUUACGUGAAUUACUUGGAAUCAGGUUCCUUUCUUCCACCGUGUUGAAUGUAACCUUCAGGAGGCGGUUUUUCGGAGGACUUUCGGAACCCAUCUUUUUUCCUAUUCUAUAAAGCUUACAAAUACUGGCUCCUGAAACUGUAUCUGGGAGUAGUUUACUCAAUGAUGGUAGUAGGAGACAUGCAUAUGUUUUGUUAUAAGCUUUAUUGAAUAUCGAUUGUAGUAAAACUACAAUUUAAGGAUAACUGAGAGUAUUUUGCGUUACCCACUUGUUUGUUUUUUCUGUUUAGGACUUGGGAUCACCCUCUGCAAAUGUUACAUCUGAAUGCGCUACUUUUCAUUCCAGAUUAAGUAGCUUUCGGCGAAACACCCUUAAAUUGGUGAAAAAGUGUUAAUAGAAAUAAUAUUUCGAAAAUACUGGGAGUAAAGGAAAAAGUUGAUAACUGAAUGAACUCCAGUUUUAUUAUAGGUGUGUUGCUGAUAGAAAUUUACUGACUACCUACACCAUGAAAGAUUGUUUCUUCAAUAAGAACCAAUAAGAGAAAUCGGAAAUAAUUCUGUUCUCAUGGUUCUAGGGUUAUAGAAGUGAAGAGCACGGGACACCUUUUAAGAACACUUUCCCGGUUCUGUAGAGUUCACCUCCUAUUUUUGAAACUUGAACCUAAAAUCAAUGCUGCAAAGAUGUUAAGCAACUAUCAAGACUGGCCUUUUCGAAUCCGUCCUUCUAGAUGUGGAUCGAAGCUAUUAUCGUUGUUUAUAGGAAAGAACGUAGUAAGACUCAAGACCUGAGUACAGAUGAAAAGAUUUAGAAGAAUUUUACUCUUAAUCCAGUUUGUAUAUAGAACAAAUCAGUGAUUCUAUGUUCCUAUUUUCUUCCCAAGUACUUUGGGAAAUUCACUUACUGAUUCACCGAAUAAUAAACAUCCUGGAUACUAAAGUAAAUCACGUUUUUUGUUUGAAUUCCUCUCAUCAUUGUCUCAUAACAGUAUUUCGUCGUUUCUCAGCAAAGUCGUUUAAGAAGAUUUUUAGUACUAUCACCCGGGCUCCCAAUUUUGGGGGAAAUUUGGCAAAUUUUGGGGAAAUUGCACAAAAAACCCGAAAUUCCUUCAAAAGUUGAGGACUUCCCCAAAAUUGGGAGCUCGGGAAGUAGUCAUCUAUAAAGUUAUUUAGGGUUUUAUAAAGUAUCCUAAGGAAUAUACUAAAUAAUUCCAUAUAUUUGAAGUUUUCGCAACAUUAAGAUUAAAAAAACACACUCAUAAGUCUUAAGAAAUUCAUAGGCUACAGUGAACCACUAUUCAUUUUGGUUCUAUUAAUUUUCUGACAAAAGGUUUCUUAAUUACGCUAACUGUUUAUUCAUAAGCUGAAGUCUAUCAUUAAAGCCUCAUGCUCGACAGCAUAGUUUUAUAACUUGCAUGUUUUUAGUCCGUCUGGUUGAAAGGCUAGUAUUCCAUUGAGAUAGUGGAGAAAGUUCGUAGCUCAGGUGGAUAAUCAAAAUAUCCCAUUCAUUUUUCCCGUUUUUUGUUUAAUAUUUGUAUUCGUUUUAUAGCAUCAUGAAUGCAACUGUUAAAAGACCGCUUGGGUUAUUGAUCUUAUUGUUUUGGAGUUACUUCUUCACUUCGCUAGCUCGGAGAGCCAUACAGAAUAUGUAUCCUAUAAUUCCAGUAGAAUAUAAAGGAACUAAAUCAAAUACUCAUUUAGGUUCCAUAAUUACUGCUCAAACAUUGGGUUAUACAGUUACCAAAUUUAUUGGUGGGAUUCUUAUGGAUCACUUAAAUCCACUUCGAAUUUUUGUUUACUCUCUGAUUUCAGCCUCAGGUUCACUGUUUCUUCUAUCAGUUUCAUCUCAUCAAAUAGUUUGGUUAGUAUCCUAUGGAUUAAUCGGCUUAGCACUUGGUUCUAGUUGGCCAGCCAUAUCAAAGACACUUCGUACCGUAAGUUGACACAAAAUUUGUAAUUCUGUUUAUAUUAUUUAUUUAUUAUUAUUUAUAAAUGACAAUAUUUGAAGUGGCUUAGUUAUAAUUUCCUGUGAAUACCUUUUUUUUUCUAAAACUCCAGAUAAAAAUGAAAACUAGGAAAUCAUUUUUAUAAGAAAGAUUUAUUCAAGUAAUAAAAUCCAUGUAGAAGACAUAAUGUGUUAAUUUAUACGAUGAUUUCGUUUUACCAAAGUACCGUUUGUUUUAAGCGGAUAUCUUUUUACUUACGAAUUAUGUUCUCUUCCUAACUGGGAUAGACUAUUAUUCACAUUAAACUCUUAAUAGUAAGCGGCCAUCCAUUCAAGCUAGUGGAACAGAGGCUAUAAUAUAUAUACGCAUCACUUUGUGAAUGUGCAUGAAGCUGCGGUUCUUUCGUUAAGUAGCCCAAGGGCUGAACAUUAAGUCAUAGGUAUGAAUCAUAUCCCAUCAAUCGAGAUAUCAGUAGCCCAACAGGAUUACUGUUACUUACUUACUUACUUACAUACGCCUGUUACUCCUCGUGAAGGAGCAUAGGUCGCUCACCAGCAUUCUCCAUCCAACUCUGUCCUGGACAAUCCUUUCCAGCUCCUUCCAGUUGUUAUUCAUCCUUUUCAUAUCUGCUUCUAUUUCCCGACGUAAUGUGUUCUUUGGCCUUCCUCUUUUCCGCUUCCAUUCAGGAUUCCAAGUUAGGACUUGCCUCGUGAUGCAGUUUGAGGAUUUGCGUAAUGUAUGUCUUAUCCAUUUCUAUCGUCUUUUCCCACUUUCCUCUUCAGCUGGAAGCUGGUUUGUUCUCUCUUACAAAAGGCUGUUGCUGAUGGUAUCCAGUCAAUGGAUGUUGAGUAUCCUGCGUUGACAACCAUUUAUAAAUAUUUGUACCUUCUUGAUGGUGAUUGUUGUAGUUCUCCUAGUUUCAGCUCCGUACAGUAGAACUGUCUUGACAUUCGUAUAGAAGAUUCUUACUUUGAUGUUAGAUGACAGUUGUUUUGAGUUCCAUAUGUUCUUCAAUUGAAGGCAUGCGACCCUUGCUUUGCCGAUCCUCGCCUUUACGUCUGCAUCUGAACCUCCUUGUACAUCGAUGGUGCUUCCCAGGUAUGUGAAGGAUUCUACAUCUUCCAGAGUUCCGCCAUCGAGUGUGAUUGAAUUGCUGUUCUCUGUGUUGUAUUUGAGGACCUUGGUUUUCCCCUUGUGUAUGUUGAGGCCUAGUGAUACAGGGACUCCUGCUACACUGGCUGUCUUUAUCUGCAUUUGUUCGUGUGUGUAUGCGAAAGGAGAACUAAGUCAUCUGCGAAGUCCAAAUCGUCUAACUGGUUCUGAGAUGUCCAUUGUAUGCCGUAUUUUCCCUCAGAUGUCGAGGUUUUCAUAGUCCAGUCGACCACCAGAAGAAAGAGGAAAGACUAGAGUAGACAGCCUUGUCUGACUCCGGUCCUUACUUCGAAUGCGUCUGUCAGCCGUCCUCCAUGCACUACUUUGCACUGUAGUCCGUCGUAUGAGUUCCGGAUAAUAUUGACAAUCUUCUCGGGAACUCCGUAGUGACUUCAGCUGGUAUAUUCUCGGGUCCUGCUGCUUUCCCGCUCUUGAUUUGUCCGAUGACCAUUCUGAUUUCUUCCGUCGUUGGUGGAUUGACAUCUAUAGGAAGAUCUGUGUAUGCUGCUUCGAUGUCCGGUGGACUCAUUGGAGCCGGCCUAUUCACGAGUUCUUCAAAAUACUCUACCCAUCUGUUCCGCUGUUGUUGAAUUUCAGUGAUUGGCCUGCCUUCUUUGUCCUUGACCGGUCUCUGUGGUUUACUAUAUUUCCUUGCCAGUUUCUUCGUUGUAUCGUAGAGCUGUUUCAUAUUUCCUUCUCUUGCAGCUUUUUCCGCCGUCGUUGCUAGUUCUUCCACGUAUUUCUGCUUGUCGGCUUUAAUGCUCUUCUUCACUUGCUUGUUUGCUUCUAUGUACUCAGCUUGUGCUUGGACUUUCUCUGCUCGUGUUCGGCUGUUGUUAAUUGCUGUCUUCUUUUUCUUCCUUUCUUUGAUCCUGUCCAAUGUUUCUAUGGAGAUCCAUUCCUUAUGAUUAUGCUUCUUGAGGCCCAGAACCUCUUGACACGUUGAAGUUAUUGCUUCUUUGAUACUUUUCCAGCUGUCCUCCAUAGUAGUUUCUUCUUUCAGUAGAUCCUGUAAGGCUUGGGACCUGUUGUUGAGAGUUAUCUUGAAUUCAUUGAGUUUGUCAGUAUCUCGAAGGAAGGCUGUAUUGAACCUUUGUAGUGCUGUUUGUCCAAUUGUGCAGUUCUUCUUUAACUUCAGUUUUAAAUUGGCCACAAAUAAGUGGUGAUCUGAAGCUAUGUCAGCUCCUCUCCUGGUUCUCGCAUCUUCCAUUGUCCUUCGGAACUUUUUAUCGAUGCAAAUAUGAUCUAUCUGGUUCUCUGUAAUGGGGUCCGGUGGGAUCCAUGUAGCUUUGUGUAUACGUUUGUGUAGAAAUAUUGUGCAGCCUAUGACCAAUUUGUUGAUUGCAAACAGAUUUGCAAAUCUUUCCCCAUUUUCGUUUCUCUCUCUCAGUCAAUCCAUGUCGUCCCAUGAUAUCUUCCUAUCCGGUGUUGUCUAUUCCGACUUUGGCGUUUAGAUCUCCCAUCAGAAUGGUGAGGUCAUUUCUUGGGCACUUCUCUAUGAUUGAUUGCAGCCUCUCAUAGAAUUGAUCUUUAAUGUCGUCGUUACUAUCAUUGGUGGGUGCAUAACAUUGGAUAAUAUUCAUUGUGAUCCCCUCUUUCUUUGUUUUGAAUGAUGCUCUGAUGAUUCUGGAUCCGUGAGAUUCCCAUCGUACAAGUGCAUUUCGUGCUACUUUGGACAGUAUUAGAGCAACUCCCUGAGUGUGUGGAGCAUUUUCUUCUUCGUGACCAGAGUAUAGCAGCAUCUCUCCCGUAUUUAGCCUUUGUUGUCCGGUUUGGGUCCAAUGGGUUUCGCUGAUUCCCAGUUCUGCCAAGUUGUAUCUCCUCAUUUCCGCUGCUAUUUGACUGGUCUUUCCGGUCUCCCACAUUGUUCGGACGUUCCAUGUACCUAUAAAAAUUGUUGCUCUGGUUGUUAGAAGGGGCAUCGGCCUCAUGGCUUCCGAAGGAGCUCGGCUUUCACCAUGAGGCGUCAUAUUUCUUCUAAAUGAAAACCUUCUAACUCCCAGGGCAGAUUUUAAAUGGUUUAAAUUAAUUUUUCUGGUUAGGGUUUUUUACGGAGUUAGUUUUCUACGGGAUGGGGUCCCUAACCCCAUGCUCAACCCUCAUUCUUUACCCGGGCUUAGGACCAGAAGUAACUCUAUAACAGCUACAGGCAGAGUUAAGGGGAUUACUGUAGUUUUACUUACUUAGAUUGUUGAGUCGUAUGUACUUGACUCUGAGCCACGGUUUACGUAAGUGUCAAUGAUACUACGUCAUUCCCUAAAAUUUAUUAGACAGAUUUGAAUUCAAACUUGAGACUCAGUGAUUGAAAUCAGAAUGUUUGAAUCACCGCUAAUGCAAAGAGCAUCAUUCAACUUUAGCCACUAAAUAUCAUUUACGAGAUAUUUUUUGCAUUUUAGUGGCCUUUCAGUUAGAUUUGCAUGUAUUUAACUUACUUUUAUAAUAUCUCUUUUUAGUCCCUAUCUUCGUUUUUAAAUUAUCGGUGAAUCUACUUGGUUUCGUAGAGAAACGACGCCGAUGAAAAUAAUCUCUUAAUUAUUAAAAGAAAUAAAUAUUUGAUCAACAGUAACCUAUUGUCUUACAGUUAUUUAACUUGAAGUAUUAUCAAUUACGUAAAUUCCUAGUUCUAAUUUAAAGUACAUAUGAUUUUGUUUCUCAAAGUCUACUUAAAUUACUUUUAGUCUGUGGCUUCUCAUGAAUUAGCCACUUGGUGGGGAUUAAUAUCAUCGUCUUCUAACCUAGCUGGUUGUAUGGGUUCUUGGAUAUCUAUCGUUAUUUCUUCGUAUGCAACAAUAUUACUCGGUGAUUUAGCAUGGAUAGCUCCGUUCAUUUUUGUUGGAGCAUGUUGCAUAAUAUCAGCUUUACUUCUCAAUGUCUAUCUGCGUUCGCAAACGGUUGAUACGCUAAAUAAAAUCGAUCCUAAGAAUAUACCAACUAAAUAUUUUAGUCCUUCUAGAGUAACAUUAUCUAACCAAUUAUUUGGGAAGCAUCUCAACUCAGAUGUAAAACACAAAAGCUAUGAUGAUACUUGUCAAAGUUUAAUGUCCACUUCGAAAUUGGAUCAAAACAGUUAUGAUACAAGUAAUCAAGAAAAGCGUUGUAAUGAAAGUGAGAUCAUGUUAUUACUUUAAUCAGUCCAAUAAAAUUCCUCUUAAAUUUCCUGUUAUAAUAAAAAAAAACUUGAUCAUAGAAAUUUCGUGUAAGAUAUGAAUAGUUGUUCAUUUGGAAUCCACUAAUUGAGAAACAGCGAUCUUAAUUUUUGUGAGUACGGAUUAGAAAAUCUUUUGUAAAAUUACAAAAUGUGCACUUGUUAUUUUGUGUAUGGGAAACAUUAACUUAUUGAUAAAGUGCAACUUUGUUGUGAAUCAAGAGUUUUAGGAUACUGAACCAUGCUACCUUGUCAGUGGUAUUGAAGUGCUUGAUUUUUAGUAUAAAUCUAUAACUCGAUGAUUAAUAAGCAUUUAUUCCGUUUACCUUAAAGUUCUAGUGUAACAUUUCAACCACUCUAAAGCAAAUCAAACUAUUAUAUACAUCAAAUGAAUACGUUUAUUACUAUCACUAACUAGAUCUGAACACUUGUAGUGUCGGCUAUUAUGUUAAGCCCAUAUACCGCCUUAUUCCAGCUUUCGGACAGCCCAUUCUAUUCAUUCUACUUGAGUCACAUUUUGACCUUGUUAAUUAUUCGCUUAUCAAUCUUGACUGUUUUUAUAUGAGCGCGUAGGUGUGUGUACAUUUCUUAUCCUAUUCAUCACAUGUCUGUAACUUAUUUUUGUGUAACUAUAAAUAUUGAUCAACGCUGGGUCAAAUGGGAGUUGGCUUACCCUCCAUCUCCACUGCGCGUCGUUUUGCUUUGCUCUAUUUCAUUCGCUUUGUAUACAAAAUAUAUGUAUUCAAAAAUCGAUUCGCGUCAUUUGACUUAUUUGAUUCCGUUAUUCACUGAACGUGGUUUAAGUCGAUAAAGACAUGCGAGGAUAGGCGGCAUAUACAAUUCAAUAACAAUCAUUCAUACGAUCUACUUGGAGUCAGAACUCGGGCCACUAAAGUGGAGAGCCCGUCAACAAACAUCGUCCGAUCUAAGUGACAAAAUAAAGGGCCCCACCAAAUACUUUUCAUAUUUACGUUAGCCUAGUGUUAUCUAAUGUUUUAUAAUUACUCCAAAAAAGUUAUUGAAACAUUGUGUUAACAUAGCUAAGAAACUUUACGCUUCCAAUAAAUAAUUAUAUUGGAUUUGAUAUCCGAAUAGCAUGGGAAUCAGGAGACUUAUCGGGUUAAAUUUGACCUCAUAAGAUAUGAAUUAUUGUGAUGAGGUCAAAAUUGAUUGUAUUUAGUCUUAUUCUUAUCCAUUCAGGAUAUAAUUUGAUGUGUGAUAAUUUAGUGGGAAUAGAUACGUUCAUCAUAAUACAUGACUUGUUGGUCUAACCACCACCUACUUUGACGGGCAAUUUUCGGUGGUGUAGAAGAGGACUGGAAGAGAGGUAGGAAUACUCAAACCAAGACAUAGCAUUAGUCAACAAAGUCAUUGACUGUUGAUAGUGUAGUGAAAGAAAACAAAGGCGAGGACAACCAAAUGUAUUUGGGUACGCAACUACAGAAUCUCUCAAUAAAAUCUGAGAACCAUACAGUAAAUACUUCAUUUGCAAAGUUUUAGUCAAUUACCUCAAAUUUGAUCGUUCCUUCGUUUCCACACCAAUCAUUCUCUGUUCCUAUUUUCUUCUCGAUCUUAAUUUUCUGCCACCAGGCAUUCCCACUUCAACUGGUGAUACAUACUACUUAUAUCUGUCGACAUUAGUAGCACUCACUACAAUAGACGCAGACUGCCUAGUUGGUAUCCACGCGUUAAGCGCUAUCAGUGGUGGGAUACUUAUUGUGACAGUUCAGAAUUUUCCAAAAUGGUGCAGAUUCAUUCAUUCCUCACCUUCCUCUCGAUUUUGAACUCCAGUAUACCCCUGUACGUGUCUAACCACUCUGUCCUUUUGAACCAUAUUCUAAUGUUCAGUCUUUCUUGUUAUCAUUGCUACUUUAUAAUUCAAUCCAUUGAUGUUUCUCUUGUUAUUUCCAUCUCGUCGUCCCAAUGGGGUGUAGAAACUUGGGCCAAAGUGCAUCUUUGCCAGGCUCCGUUUUGGUAAUGACUUAUUAAGAAACGCUUAAAAAAUCAAAGUAUAUAUAUGCAUUAAGCUAAUUUCUCUGAUUACCUCUUAAAAUCCACUUGCAUUAAUUUAAUACAAGAUUUCUUGAUUUCUUUAUUUUCCAACUCAGUAACGCAGUACAAUUUCUUGUGGUCACUUUUAAUCCACACCUUUUUGCCCGACAGCCAAUCGAAUAGAUAGGUAUUUGAACCUAAAAUUUAGUGAUUGAAAAUCAAUUUCCCUAAUUGGAGCAGUGGCUUGGUGGUCCACCCACUUAAUCACGGGUUCAAACCCAUUUCCAUUUUACUCGAGUUUGCUAACCAAGAAGUAUCAACACUCACGUUUAUUUUUUUCUCUAGAAACGAGCAAUUAUAAAUAGGUUUACAAUAGAACCGUAACUUCACGCUUUCGGGAAUCGGUUGACUAAGUGGUGGUUAAAAUACACUUGACUGCCAAAUGUGACCUUCCCAUAUUUAAAUUUUGCCUUAUGUAGUUUGGUCUAGCAAGCAGAUCAUAUCACAAAUCCUUACAUAAAUAAGUAUAACUUAAAACUAAGUAGACCAGUUUAUACUUAUUGAGCCAUCUAAAAAAUUUCAUAAUUAAAUACUGAGCCGGUAAAUCAUAUUUUGAAAGUUCUUUGACAAUCACGUGUUUUAAAUUAUCAGCAUCCAGUUUUUUACAUUCUAGAAACUAGCCGAUUAUCGAACAACUGUCAAGAUAAAGAUUUUACUGAAAAUCACGAUAAUGGCGUGACAAUUCAACCCAUUAAAGUGAAUAUUAUUAAUCAAAUAUCAAAAUUGUUUCGUAUUUUAAGUCCAAGACAACGUUUAUUGUUGGGUACCUCCGCUAGUGUUCACAUGUUCAGUACAUUUUUACGUUAUGCAAUAGGCGAUUGGAUUGCAAUUAUGCUUUUGAAUAAUAAACAUGGUUACUCACAAAGUACCGCUUAUUUAGUUGCCAGUAGUUACGAAUUCGGUGGAAUAUUUGGGUCUAUGUUAGUUGGAAUAGUAGCUGAUUUGAAUGUGUUUUCUAGAGUAUUUUCAUGGCCUAGUCGUCGGAUUCCAUUAAUAAUUAUACAAAUGUUAAUUGCUAGUGGUACAUUAUGUUGUCUAAGUUGGAUUACCAAUCAUAAUGCUUCUUUAGUAAGUGCAAGUUUUUUUUUUGUUUCUUUUUCUGAUAUUCAUGUUUGCGGUAUAGAAAAGUAUCAUGCAUAAGUCACCAAGUGCAGUUUCAUUCAUGUAUUUGACUUUAAGUAUUGUUAGGACUUGUCAAAAUUAUCGGUAUGGGGUUGUGUAGAUUGUUAAGUUUCACUGAAAUCAUGAGCCGAUCGAUUUUAAACCACCAUUAAAAACCAGAAAUCAAUGGACCGUCGUUCCGCUCUAGCAUGGGAAUCCUCAGCAAUCCGCAUCCACGACUCCUCAUGUGGGAAUCGAACCCGAGACCUUUGGUCUUGCGCGCGAACGCUUAACUUCUAGACCAUUGAGCCAGGAUCUGACGGUGUUAAUGUCUAACUUCACUCAAUCCACGAUAUUGACACAAUGUGGACACGGCUACUAGUAUUGUGUUGUGCGCUACUGAUGUCGACAGAUAUAAGUUGUAUAUGUCACCAAUUGAAAGUGAAAUGCCUGGUGGCAGAAGGUUAAAAAGAUCGAGAAGAAGAGAAUGGGAACAGAGAAUGAUUGGCGUGUAAACGAAGGAACAACCAAGUCUAAGUUAAUUCAUUAAAAUUUUGCGAAUGAAGUAUUCGCUGUGUGGUUCUAAGAUUUUAUUGAGAGAUUCUGUAAUUUUGUGUUCAAAUAUAUUUGGUUGUCCCCACUGGUGUUCUCGUUCACUACAAUAUGACUAGCUGUUGUAACUCCCGAGUAAACAGCUAUUUACUACUUAUUACAACAGAACAAAACUAAUGUGGCUAGAUUCAAAGAAAAAUACCACGUAAGAGAUGAAGAUUUUUACUUACAUCAAACACAUAUCAAAACGUACAGUGUAAUUUAUGUCAUUUUUAAAUAUCCGACUAAUAACUUAAUUUGAGUGCAUCAAACUGUCAGUAGUCAAUAUUGAUUAACCAGUUAUUUAAUUUAUCUAUUUAAUUCUCAAAAUCAGUGUUUCAAACUGCAUGUACUGAUCAUUAUAACUAAAUUACUGAGUUAUACGUUGUGCUCCUUUCUAAUAGACAUAUUUUAUAUGAAUCCAUAUAAUACCAACCAGUUGUUUAAGCAAUAAGGUGAGGAAAGCAAUGCUUGAACCUACAGUUCAAUUACUGAAAGUCAUUUUCUUUAAGCACAAAGUCAUCAAUUCACUUCUUGUUAGUUAGCCAUGGAUGGUAACUCGAUAUUGAGUCUAUAAGUAUGACAACUUGAUAGUCUGAUCUCAUUUUCAUUGACUAAUGAUGAUGAUGAAUGGUCUACAAGAUUGUAUUAUACAAUUAAUUCUUAAAAUAAUUUCAAUAUUGUUGGAAAAUAGCAUUGUUAUCUUCACACAUCUAUUUAAAAUUUGAAUCUCCAAAAAUUAAUUAGUGUCUACUUGUUAAAUAAUAUAAAUUAGUGUGUUAUUUUCAGUAACAUUUCACAAUUAAUCUCUAUUUUUAUCUUCAUAAUUGUAGGACUUGAUACAAAAAAUUUGUCAAUUACACUUAUCUGUUUUCGUUAUUCGAUUAUUAGAUUUUUAUUAAUCAUGAUGAGAUUCUUCCUCUACAUUCUAAACAAGAGUAAAAUAAGUCAAGUUUUAGAUGUUUUGCUCUUAGAAAUCUUUUAUCUUUGACAAUAUUUUAUAGUUUAAGAUCAUAUAUAUGCUCUACUAGUUACGGUUUAUGAAAUUGUAGUGAUUAGUGAAAUGGUUAGCGAUCAUGAGCUGUGCAUCUCAUGUUACAUUUGAUCUCAUUUUAUAAUCCUGUCUAAAGUAGGAUCAUGUUUAAAAACGUAAAGGGGAAUAUUUCAAAACGUAUCUAAUAUCUCUUCCAAACUGCAUGACUAGAAUUACUAAUAUAAAAUUUUUAACUUCUUUUAUACAGUAAUAAUAGGAGUACGAACCUCAAGAACAAUUCUUAGUGUAAAUCACUGUCCAAAUUUAUCCGAUAACCACUGAUCGUCCUACCAUGGGACUCACCAGCAAUGCACACUCGUUCCCCUUCAAGAAUUGAGCUGUAGGUCUCACUCUGGAAGCCUUACUUUUAGAUCACUGAGUUGAUGUCUAAUUAUUCAUAUUUCUAAUUUCAAUCAAUUCAUGAUAUUGCGCUGCCAUCAUCCAUUGUCAUCAGUGAUACACAUCUCACUCACGAUAUGAUUCAAUUACGUUAAUUACAACUACAGGAAUUCCUGUCAAGGUUACCCAUUGGUGAGCCCAAGACUAUACUCCUCAUUAUCAGCUUGGUACUUGGUACUACUGUUAUCGGGACAAUUGCUUUAUGUGGUGUUUUAGCUGUUGAACUUGCUCCACCUGCUUUUAGCGGUACUGCACAUGCGUUGAGUGCUUUGAUUGCGAAUUUUGGGGCUUUAUUGGCUGGGUACCCAUUUGCUGUGUUGGCUGAACAUGUCAACUGGUCUGGUGCCUUUCUUGUAGCUGGGAUAGUAUGCGGACUUUCAGUUAUUCCACUUUCAUGUUUUUGAGAUUUCCAACUCUUAUGUUCUCUUAAUAAUGUAGAUUAUUUUACAAUUGUUUUUAGAUGUUGUGCACUUUUUUUCAUUUUUAACAUUUCUUGGUAAUACACGUUGAAUAUCAGAUGAGUUCUAACUUUCCUGGUUGUGGAAUUUCUUUUUCUACACCAAUUUUGCAUUUCAUGGAGUUACGAAUUCAUACUUUUUUUUGCCAAUGGGAGUGUUUACACUUUAUUUUCACUCAAAUUCAAAUAAACAAUGUCUCUAAAUGCAUGCUGUGCUUAAGGACUGACCUGCGUCAACACCUGAACCAAGGAUAGUGAGUGAAGUAGUCGAACACGUUGACAACUUCACUUAUCUUGGAAGUCUGAGCAACCCUAGUAGGUUGGUGUCUGACGAAAUCUCGGCACGGAUUCGAAAAGCUCGUUUGGCUUUAGCCAACUUACGUCACGUAUGGCGAAGGCGAGAUGUUCGUCUAUCAAUAAAAGGACGAGUAUACUGCGCGGCAGUCCGCUCUGUUUGAAUUUACGGCAGCGUGACAUGGCGCCCGUAAGCUGCCGCAGUAAUAUUGCUGGGAUCACCGGGUAAGUAAUAGUGAGGUUAGACGCAGGGUAUUAGGGAAUGAUGGUGAGCCAGUCGAUGAGGUUGUAAAUCUUCA
Schistosoma haematobium is the source of this 12576-nucleotide messenger RNA. RefSeq names its product GTPase-activating protein S13. Gene Ontology annotation, biological process: glucose-6-phosphate transport; phosphate ion transmembrane transport. Bases 1661 to 2050 code for a protein of 129 amino acids. Gene Ontology annotation, molecular function: glucose 6-phosphate:phosphate antiporter activity. The record is from RefSeq and is a predicted model, not a curated record. Gene Ontology annotation, cellular component: endoplasmic reticulum membrane. The transcript is spliced from 8 exons. NCBI's taxonomy places the organism in Eukaryota, Metazoa, Platyhelminthes, Trematoda, Strigeidida, Schistosomatidae.